AUGCCCCCAUACUCACAUCCUUCUCACCCUGCUCCGAUUGGCUUUGAUCGUGUGAACAAACAGGCCUCUGGCGCUGCUCCGGCUGCAGUUGCCGCUUCCCAAGUGGCUGUGCAGCAACUUGCGCCUCACUUCUCGGGCAAGGCUGUGGUCGAUGGCCAGUUUGUCAACAUCAAGCUGUCCGAUUACCAGGGCAAGUGGCUCGUGCUCUUCUUCUACCCGCUCGACUUUACGUUUGUCUGCCCGACCGAGAUUAUCGCAUUCAGCGAUCGCGUGCAAGAGUUCCGCAACCUCGGCGCCGAGGUCGUCGGUGUCUCGGUCGACUCGCACUUUUCCCACCUCGCCUGGAUCAACACUCCUCGCAAGGAGGGCGGUCUUGGCAAGAUGAACAUUCCCCUGCUUGCUGACAUUACCAAGAGCAUUUCUGCAUCCUACGGUGUUCUCCUCCCCACCGAGGGCAUUGCUCUCCGCGGUCUGUUCAUCAUCGACCCCAAGAGCAAGGUCCGCCAGAUCACCGUCAACGAUUUGCCUGUUGGCCGCUCUGUCGACGAGACCCUGCGACUUCUCCAGGCUUUCCAGUUCACCGACAAGCACGGCGAAGGUAUGACAGGCUGA
This is a messenger RNA of Capsaspora owczarzaki ATCC 30864, 612 nucleotides long. RefSeq names its product peroxiredoxins. Bases 1 to 612 code for a protein of 203 amino acids. Gene Ontology annotation, cellular component: cytosol. Gene Ontology annotation, biological process: cellular response to stress; response to oxidative stress; hydrogen peroxide catabolic process. The record is from RefSeq and is a predicted model, not a curated record. NCBI's taxonomy places the organism in Eukaryota, Filasterea, Ministeriida, Capsasporidae. Gene Ontology annotation, molecular function: thioredoxin peroxidase activity. The transcript is spliced from 2 exons.